AUGGCGCAUGGUAGGGCGCAAGGUAGGGCAUGCCUGCACUGUCGGCCUGAGGAGAUCGCACGGGGUGCAGGCGGAGGGAGGGCAGAGCGGAGGGCGUGCAGCAGCGAGGACAGUACAGCUGAAGGGGGGGGCUCCCGAGGGCACUGCCAUGGCGGAGCGGAGGAAGAGCACCAUGAUUCCUGCUGGAUAGGGGACAGGGGGGAAGUGGGGGAGGGGGGGGGUUGGCAAGGGGGGAAAGCGGGAGAAGGGCAGCUGCGGCCGCACCAGCUGCGGCCUGGAGGAAGCUUCCUUGCAAGUGCCGCAUCUCCCGCCACACCACGGGCCAGGUGGAUGAAGGAUGGGCGGAGAGCAGCGCUGGGAGGGGAGGGACAGGAGGAAGAGGAAAGGAGGGGAGGGGACAAGGCGACGUGCCAAAAAGAGGCGAAGAAUGAGGCGAGUAGGGAAUCAGUGCAUGCAGGGGCAGAAGGGGAUGACGGGGAAGGGAACGAGGAGCGGGGAAGCAUGGGAAGGACAAAGAAGACAAGGCCGAGAAUGGGAGGUCAGACGAGAUGGGAGGGAAGGGAGGUGGGGGGAGCGUGGGGCUAG
This is a messenger RNA of Closterium sp. Naga37s-1, 585 nucleotides long. The record is from the annotation of a GenBank genome assembly. NCBI's taxonomy places the organism in Eukaryota, Viridiplantae, Streptophyta, Zygnematophyceae, Desmidiales, Closteriaceae.